Molecule: messenger RNA, 861 nt
Organism: Protomyces lactucae-debilis
Lineage: Eukaryota; Fungi; Ascomycota; Taphrinomycetes; Taphrinales; Protomycetaceae
Product: Ctr copper transporter family-domain-containing protein
Exons: 4
Coding region: 248-760 (170 amino acids)
Biological process (GO): copper ion transmembrane transport
Cellular component (GO): membrane
Molecular function (GO): copper ion transmembrane transporter activity
Source: RefSeq, a predicted model, not a curated record
GAUUGUCAGAGUUGGCAGCCAGCUGUGUAUAGCACUGUUCAGCAAGAUUCGCAGCUUCAGCCAUCGUCAGUUCUAUACUCCUUGAGUCCUUGCCAGUACUCGCUCAGUAGUCAGCUCCAACUUGCGCGACUUUGCCCAAUUUGGCUGCAACGCUCAACCUCCUGACCACACCACGCUCUGCUCUGCUCUACUCGCUUCAACUUGCUUGCUCCUAUAUCUGCUCUCUCCGCUCUCAAGGCCUUCGUGAAUGGACCACACAAUGAUGGACCACAGUAAAAUGGACCAUGGACACAUGGGACACGGCGAUAUGGGCGCAGCCGCGUGCUCCAUGAAUAUGUACCUCAACGCAGACAUCAAAAACCUCUGCAUUCUUACUGAGAAGUGGCACAUCACUGGCGUCUGGUCACUUCUACAGAGCUGCAUCAUCAUCAUCCUCUUUGCUAUGCUCUUUGAGUUUAUUCGCGAACGAAUCCGUCGCUAUGAAGCAGGCAUCGGCGCCAUUGACAUCGACAGUUCUCAAGCAGGUACUGUAUCGUCAGAACGAGCAACAAAUCGUACGCCGCGCGCAAUCAGGCAAUCCCAGAUGAUCAAGGCAUUCUUGUAUGCGUUUCAAGUGGCUGUCUCUUAUAUCCUCAUGCUCGUUUUCAUGACAUUCAAUGUCUAUGUCAUGGCAGCCGUCGUCAUUGGCGCAGGUCUUGGCCACUACUUCUUCAACACUGAUCCAGCAAGCAUCGGCAGCAAGUCCAUGGCUUGUCACUGAUGUUCCUCGAAUCUGUAGCCUUUUCGCAAUAUUCGUAUAUCGUAGCUGCUUGAGUAUGGCCGACAUACAUAUCCAUAUGUGAAUCGCAAGCUACUCGCCAC